AUGCAGGGGAGCCGGGGAGCAGGCACCGCUGGCGGUGGGGAGGCGGCCGCCGGGUCGCUGGGGCCCUCGGGGGCCCCGAGCCGGACACACCCCGGGGAGGAGAAGCCUCCUGGCCGCGCAGGAUUCCAUGUGACGCGCCUGGUGAGCUGGAAGCGGAGUCCGUGCAGGACUUCAGCCCUGUUCGCUGCAGCCAACACGCUGAUCUGGUUUGUAGCUUUCAGCUGUUUUCGAGUCUACAGCCUCGUGGCCAUCCUGCUCGCUCUGCUGGUCGUCACGGCGACGGUCAGAGAUCUUUAUACGACCAUGUCUGCAGGAGCUCACCUGUGGAGCAGCAUGACAACAAGCUGGGAGAUCAUUGAUUCAGGUCCUGAUAGCCGGUCUGGAACUGGACCUCAGCUCAGCGACUCCCUCAAACUCUUCCUGCAGGAGACGUCGGCUUUCAAACAGCAAAACCCUGGCAAGUUCUGCCUGUUGGUUUGCAGCUUGUGCACCUUUUUUGCUGUUUUAGGGCGUUACAUUCCAGGGAUCGUUAUCUCAUAUAUCUUUGUUUUUAGCUUUUUCCUGUGGCCUCUGCUUUCAUCUUAUGAUGCUGGUUUGUGGCUGAAGCCAGUUCUGCAGAAGCUGGACUUUGGCAUUGGACAGUUUUUUCAGAAAAUCCAAGAGAACCAUGAGAAGAGACUCAUUCAGGCGCAGACUGAGAAAGAAGGCAUUGAAUCUGACCUUUCUUCCAUGUUUCCCAAGCUGGACUCUACAGUUUGUAAAGAAAUGUCUGUGUCGGACACAGAAGUGUCUGAUGUGACAUGGACAGACAACGGUACUUUCAACCUAUCAGAGGGACACACACCACAGACAGAAAACUCGGAGGACCUCGACAGAGAAGAAGCAUUCACUGGUGGUCUCCCAGAAUUCCCGUCACUUGAUAACGGCAUGUCAAGCAAUGGUGAUGAUGAUGACCUCAGCCUUGACCUUGCCUUACCUCCACUUCAGCCACAGCAACCAAUCAAAUCCAAGCAUUCAGCUCUUCCUCCACACAAAGGCCAACCUGCAGACAACACCCUAGAGGUGGUCAACCAGAUGGCAGGUGAUGUCAUCACCGCCGCCGUCACAGCCGCCAUUCAGGAGAGAAUAGAAGCAGCGGUCAGCUCCAUGGGUCUGAGCAAGGAUCCUGAGCAGUCCAGACCCCCUGACUCGACCCGGCUGCUGGAGCUGGAUGAGGAUUCGGACAGCGAAGUGGAGGACUUUGAGCUGUUGGACCAGUCAGAGUUGGAACAACUGGAAGGGGAGUUAGGGCUGGUAGAGAAGAAGACAAAGUCUAAAGAGGAGGUGCAAGCAAAAAGUGACAAACCAUCCUCGUCUGGAUUCUUCUCCAAACUCCUCAGACGCCACUGAUUAGAGAAAAGUUAGGGAAAGCUCUGCAAGGGACGAUAAUGGGUCACAGAAAACACACGGGGAGAUGGAGAAUUGUGAUCACUUUAGGCUUUUUGUGCAAAUAAAACAAUGUUUUCAUUUUUUUUUUAUCUCACACAGACAACCUGAAUGGUUUUAGUUUAAUAAAUGUGGAGGUAGAAGUUCAGUCACUUUAAUCGGAUCCAGCCCUAAUAUGAGAUGAGCCCAGUAAAGCCCAAAUCACACGCUGAGCUGUGCAUAAAGCCACAUACUGUAUCUGAGAAAACCUUACAUGCACCAGGAUCUGUUGAAAAUGAAAAUGCAGCUGGAAUACCUCCAUGUAAAAUCAGUGAAUCAGAUUUUUUUUUAAAUAGAAUAGAAAAAAAUGUAUAACCAUUUAGAAGUUAUCUGAAAAAAUUUUAAAAUCACAAAACAAAUGUGUCAAACAUCUUCCAAUUUUGGAUUUCUCUGCAAU
Messenger RNA from Nematolebias whitei (Rio pearlfish), 1861 nucleotides. It is a transcript of the gene retreg1, whose product is annotated as reticulophagy regulator 1. Gene Ontology annotation, biological process: negative regulation of neuron apoptotic process; reticulophagy. The transcript has 9 exons. Bases 1 to 1389 code for a protein of 462 amino acids. Lineage: Eukaryota; Metazoa; Chordata; Actinopteri; Cyprinodontiformes; Rivulidae. The record is from RefSeq and is a predicted model, not a curated record. Gene Ontology annotation, cellular component: endoplasmic reticulum membrane.